AUGAUAAAGUGCGAUAAAAAUGUCAAAACUGUCGAUGGACCUUUACAGCUUGGCUUAUCUGGUAUCAUUAAUACCAUUACAACAAAUGAAACGAUUAAUAUCAAGGAUUACCUUGGUGAAGGAAAGUUCCAAGAUUUGGCCAAUAUAAUGAUGAAAAAAGAUAUGAAUAAACGGUGUUUCGAUGAUCAUGCAGAUGCUAUUGUGAAAACUGUUUUAAAUAGUUAUGAUGAAGGAGGUAUUGUUGGUGCACGUAAAUACAUAUAUAAGAAAAAAUUGGAAUUGCUGGAUAAAGAUGGUUACACAAUUGAUUCAAUCGAGGUAAAAAUAUUUGAUAUUUUUACCUACCUGGGUGAAGCAGUCUCACAAGCAACAAAAAAUGAAAUGCUCGACGCCCUUUCAACUUCAUCAUUUGGUCGAAGGAUCGACAUGCUUGUUAUGACCCAAUCUGAAGACGGCGAAGAAGGAUGCGUUGAACUCUCUGCUAACGAGCACAAAAAAGGUGAUGCAGAAUUCGAACUUGUAACUGAGCAACAAUCCAAGAAUAUCGUCACCAACAUCUGUAUCUUGUCUCAAUUACGAAAACGAUUUGGGGUUGAUAUCAAUGUUAAUUGUAGCACCAAUCCAUUGAUAAUGGACGUAAUUGGCCUUCGUGCUUAUUUAUACAGUGUUGCCAGAACUGAAGAUGUAUUUGUUGCAUCGAAGGUUUCGAAUAACUAUGUUGUGUUGCCCACUUCUUUAGCAGACUUUGAUGAGUUUAUUGAGCAAGAAAGUAUGUACCUUUUACUAAACUAUUCGAAAUAUAUCAUUGAUGCUGCCAAUGACAUCGUUGGUUUAAUGGAUAAGACAACAAAAAGACGAUUUGAAACUAUCAUGAAUGAUCAGGUCGAUAAAGAAAGCCCAAGGAUCUUUUUCGCGGAUAACAAAAAACCAAAAACAACUUAG
Molecule: messenger RNA, 942 nt
Organism: Zychaea mexicana
Lineage: Eukaryota; Fungi; Mucoromycota; Mucoromycetes; Mucorales; Lichtheimiaceae
Exons: 6
Coding region: 1-942 (313 amino acids)
Source: RefSeq, a predicted model, not a curated record